Molecule: messenger RNA, 4954 nt
Organism: Argiope bruennichi
Lineage: Eukaryota; Metazoa; Arthropoda; Arachnida; Araneae; Araneidae
Exons: 23
Coding region: 551-4786 (1411 amino acids)
Biological process (GO): establishment of epithelial cell polarity
Cellular component (GO): cytoskeleton
Source: RefSeq, a predicted model, not a curated record
GCUUUUAUCUCUAAAUGAGCAUUAUUUUCGCGUAUUAUCUCUAAAUGGGCGUUAUCGUUAGCUGUCGUGGCAAAAACACUGAGGAGGCCACGGCGGACGAUGAUCGUCAAUCCAACAAUACUUCACCAGAUCCAGAGAACGCCAUAUCUGCAAUUCAGACCACGAACGAAUUCAUUCGUCCUUUGGAAAAUCCUUAUCCGCCAUUGCCUCCAGUAGACGAAGUGGAAUAUGGCCCUGGAGCCGCGGCAGCGGCCGCUAACAUACCCAGACCUAAAACUUAUGCCGUAGUUGUCAGCAGACUUGCUGGCCAUAGAUGGUUGAAAUUAAAGUUGGAACCUCGAGACAAGGCCGAUGAAAAUCCCGUUGAAGAAACUGGCGCAGAAGAUUGACACCAUUUUGUUCCACUUUAAUUUAAGAUGCUUUAUAGAAAGACACCAUUGCCUUCAUCAUUCUGUUGAAGGGACUUAAUAUAAAACGUCCUAUUAUUUCCCAAUUUAUUUUUUAAAAAAGAUUGCUGGCAGUUUAGGUUUAAGAGUAGUCACUACUCACUAUGUGCACAAUGAUGUUCGAUUGUAGUUCUUGCUCCUCGUCAAGAGAAUUCCAGUUGAAGAAACAUACGAACGAUUGUGCUUCAAAGAUGUCAGAGGGCCGCCGCAGCCAGGUGGUAUUGCUUGAUGAAAGAAGGUUAGAUAUUGUUAUUCAGUCAAGAUUAUACGCUGGUGAACUGUUAGACAUUGUUGCCUCUCAUUUUAAUUUGAAGGAAAAAGAAUACUUUGGAUUGUCUUUUAUUGAUGACAGUGGGCAUCAUUCAUGGCUGCAGCUUGAUAAAAGAGUGUUGGAACAUGAUUUUCCCAAAAAAUUCACUUCACAAGGAGCUGUUCUGAUACUUUAUUUUCGUAUUAAGUAUUAUGUAGAAAGCAUCACUCAACUUCGGGAUAGUGCCACUAUUGAAGCAUUUUAUUUACAGACAAAAUCUCUGAUUGCCAAGGGUGAAUUAGAAAUCGACAGUGAGAUUAUUUUUCAGUUGGCUGCAUUAGUCAUUCAAGCAAAUUAUGGGGAUUUUACAGAUGAACAGACUUUCAAAACUCAUUUAAAGAGAUUGCCUGUGUUACCAGCUUGUACACUCAAAGAAUUCCCAUCAAUUGCUGAAUGUGAGGCGCAAGUACUUGACCAUUAUAAAGUUCUUGCUGGGCAAACCAGAGGUGCUGCUAUUGUUAACUACUUGAGUAUUGUUGAAAGUUUACCGACUUAUGGUCAACAUUACUAUGAAGUAAAGGAUAAAGCUGGAAAUCCUUGUUGGCUUAGUUUGAGCUAUAGAGGGAUAAGCCAGUAUGAUAAGAAUGAUCGACGCACACCUAGAAGGGUUUUUUUAUGGAAACAAUUGGAAAACUUGUAUUUCCGAGAUAGAAAAUUUACAGUUGAAGUCCAUGAAGCAAGAAGAGUUGUACAUACACUUAGCUCUUUCAAUUUGUAUGAGGAUGCCAUAGAAGAACCAGUUGAAGAAUUUGAUGAUCUUUCUAAUGCGAUCUGUGAUCCUACAACUCAAGUAUCUGUCAGUAGAAGAACAUUAGCACCUGCAAGUGUCACUGUAUACGUGUGGUAUGCUGCAUCAUCUAACAUUGCAAAAUGCAUUUGGUCUAUGGCAAUUGCUCAACACCAAUUUUUCUUAGAUCGAAAUCACAGGAAGAGUGCCGGACGAAUUGUACGUAGCUUGAGUCAGAUAGCCUCUGAACUGAGUCGAAGCAUACAAUCACUCUCAUCUGCCAGCUCUCAGUCAAACAUCAGCCGCAGUAAUAGUUCAACUAGUCUUCCCACCAUUGUAAUUGAAGGAGAAUUAAGUGAGGAAAGCAAAGCUGCCACUAUUGAAAUGUUAUCUGCUCUUCAAUCAAGAAAAGAUGCUCUUCAGGAUGCUCUGAAGAAGAAGACUGAAGAACUGAAAGCUCUCUGUCUGAAAGAAGGGGAAAUUACUGGUGAAUUGCCUCCUGAGACACCAUUUCAGCCAGGAGAGGCACAACCUCAAGUGAGACGUCGGAUUGGAACAUCUUUUACUAUAAGUGACAAAGUGUUUUAUAAAGCUAAAGGAAAAGAUAGAGAAACAUUAAAUGAGUUGGAACUUGAAUAUGAAAUUCAAAGCAAAAUUGCAUCUGCUGCCUUUAAAUUAGCAAAUGAUCAUACAGCACGUAAAAGUGUCCGCAAGUUACGUAAAGUAUCAUAUGUACAGGCUACCUCAAAGUUGAGAGAUAUUGAAGAAAAGUUGAGCACUCUGAAAAGAGAAAAGGAGAAAAAAGAGCAAAAAUCUGAAAGAGAUAAUUUAAAGGAGAAAAGUUUAAAUGCACUGGGUUUGCCAUCAUCUUCUUCAGAAAACUCUAUAGCAGAUAAGAGCAAUGUUAAUUCAUUAUGUAUUUCUACAGUUCCUCCCUCAACAUCCCUUCCUCAACUGGCUGAAGGAACCUGCUCUUCAGCACCUCCAAGUCCAGCUAAAUGCCGGCAAAGGCAUCAGUCUCUACAGCAUGUUCCCAUCAUCACUGAUGAUGUUUAUGAGGAUGUCUUGCCAUACAGUGUUCAAACGAGGAGAAAUUCCUCUUCGUAUUCUGCAGAAUAUGAUGCCAGCAGCUGUGGUAGCAGCAGUCUUGCAUCUUUAGGCAUUCCUUACAGGAAUCGAUUUGAAGCCAACCUAGACAUUGAGGGUACAAAUCACUACAGUGUUCCAAAUCGUCGUGCUAGUCAAGUCUUCAAUGAUACAGAUAUUUUGUCUGACACCAAGAGUCAAGAUACUGUCAGUCAUUGUUGUGUUGAUGUCAAUAAUCCUGGUAGAUAUUUGAGCACACCAUUAUCAUGUUCAUAUGAUGAUAGACUGUCCUAUAGUAAAGUAGGGAGUUACUCGUCUUCUGUGAAAGACAAUACCUACGACAAAACCUCUAUUGAUAGCAAUUGUAUAGAUAGUGUGAGUUGUGCCGAUUCUGCUUAUUUACCAAUGACUUAUGUGACAAAAGGUAGUGAUAAAUUUAAUCAUGCUUAUUCAGAGAAUUCAUUGCACAGAAGUCGAUCAGGUUCAUUACAUCGCCAGUUGAAUCAGAUGCACAUUAGUGAACCUCAUUUGAAUCUUGACAGUGUUGAUACAGUAGAUUCUAUGCAUCAUGUAUAUAGUGUUCCUUCACUUAAGAAUGUACUCCGUCCAAUGAAAAAUGGUAUUUCAAAUUCUACAAUGUCCGAUUUCUGUUCUGGCAUCAGCAACCAAUCCAUAAACCAAGUUGCUGAUUUGGUUCAAGCAUCAGUUCUUUUGCAAGAUUGUAAAAGGGCUGCUUCAUCUAGUUUGUCUGAAUUUAGUGCUCCUAAAACUAAGACAAAGGAAUGGACAGAAACUUCCCUAGAUUCACCUGUUGUUGAACGAAAACGGAAGCCUAAAGUGCCUGAAACAUGCACUCAAACAGAACCCACUCAAGCAGCUCAUUGGCUUGAAAAUGGUUUGCCACUUGUUCCAGACCACUCUGACUCAUUUUAUACAUAUCCACAUUCGCAGCAAUCAUUUUAUGAUGAUCGCAGAUUUAGUCCAAAUAGUUCUGAUCUUAGAAAAUCACCUUCUCCUCUUCUUGUACAAGGCAACUUCCCAGGUAAUUUUGUAGAGCACAGAAAUGCAAACAUAAAAUGUUCAUUUCCUUCUCAAAAGCCAUGUGAAAGUCCCAAGUCUAGAUGCAGCCGAUCUUUAUUUUCUGAUGGUAACCAGUAUCAUCAUUAUGAGAACAUUACUGAGUUAUCAAAUGAAUCCAAUAAUCUUCAACAUACUCAGUCACAUCCUUUUUAUGAAGAUAUGCAUCCACCAUGUGACUAUAAUUUAAAUGCUAUAAAAAUGGCACAAGAGAAAAAUACUCAGGCUUUUAGGCAUCCCAAUCAUGAUUUCAUUGAUCAACCACCUGUUAAUUUUUCUGUUGCACAACCACAAGAACCUCCGAAACGUCCAACUAAGCGCAUUAAUGCGGGUGACUGUUUUAUAUCUGAAGGCAUUACUGGAACAGAUCUAUGUGAAUACAGCACUUCACCACCAAAUGAUAUUUAUGAACCUAUCACUUUCCAAGAAGACAUGUCCCACCGUUCCACUUAUCCACCAAAACACUCUGAUGCUACUGAGCCUGUUCAUCAGUAUUCACAGUCAUAUGCAGAAUCUCUCCCACCUGAGAUUGAUAAUAAUCUUCCAAUUGUGCAGAACUGGCAACAUUUCUCGCCAGGCUCUACAGGAAUGGAAAAUUCGUCCAUUUCACCUGUGCCGUCAACUAUGAACUUUUCUCCUAAUGUGGAGGUUAAUGUUGUAUCUGUUGGUCACUUUCAGCCCUACUGGGAAGAAACAAAACCAUAUGAGAUAUCAGAUUUUUACAAGUAUAGUACCAAGCAUAGAAGACAGCAGAAGCCGUCCAGGGAGACAAAGGAGAACCAUUCCCUCCAAACACUUGAUGAGAGUAGUGAUUCAAACCAAUCUCAGUUUUAUAGUCAGAAUGUUGAAAGUGGAAGUGGUUUGAAUCAUGACAGUAAUUGUCCUAUGAACCAUCACCAACCACAAGAGCUUGUGUCUUCUAAUGUUUCUGCAUUUAAUAACAAAGAAUUAGCAGAUUCUUCUGUAAAUUUCAACUAUGAAAAUUCUCCCAACUCAGUUUUACGGAAGAAAGAAGAUCUAGACAAAAGCCUUUCAUUAGGUGAAAUGGAACUUCGUAUAUCUUUAGCUGAUACUUUUCAUGAUGAAAUGGUGAACUGGUAUCAAAACCAAGAUUCUGUUAAAAAAGCAACUUUAGUUUGAAAAAUGGCACAAAUGCAGAUAGAUCUUUUAGUUAUUUCUACAAAUCCUAAAGGUGUUUUUAUUCAAGAAGUCCUGAGAAAAUAUUUGUACAUAUGGUUAUGUAUUUAUUUUUAUUGUAUAUAUUGAAAAGGAUGUAUAAAAUGAGACUAUAAAGUUUCUAAUAUAUAC